Messenger RNA from Prionailurus viverrinus (fishing cat), 4942 nucleotides. RefSeq lists its product as uncharacterized. The transcript is spliced from 3 exons. Lineage: Eukaryota; Metazoa; Chordata; Mammalia; Carnivora; Felidae. Bases 1 to 672 code for a protein of 223 amino acids. The record is from RefSeq and is a predicted model, not a curated record.
AUGCCGGGGGCCACUCCUGCGUGUGAAGGCAGAGAGAGAGGCAGGCUGGGUCCGCCUGGCAGCCUACGAGAAGAGGCGGGAGCGGGAAAGGAGGGGAGCCGAGGCCCGGCGUGGGGAGGCCGGCAGGAAGGGCUGCGAGCCCUGCGCGGACCUUUCUUCACCCUCCACGCGGCCCGGCGGCGCGCUAGGUUACUGCGCCGCGAGGACGUCCGGACUUCCUCAGACCGGGACUCGACGGGAGCAGAAAAAGCGAGACCCGUACUUGGGGCGCGCCCCCGAGCCCGGGGCUCCAGCGGGACCGCUGCGACCCCGCCCCCCCCGGCCCGGGACCCCGCCGUGGGAAAGCCCAGCUGGCGGGACGCGGCGUGGAACUGCAGGGGAGGCCUGAACUCCCGGCGUCGGGAGGCGGCGGAGGAGUUCACUGUUGAGCGGUGCUUUGUUUGCAGUCAAACUCGUUGCAGAGUUCUCAGAAUUCCCCCUCGGAGAAGAGGAAAGUUGGGGAAGUGCAAGCUGGUUACCCAGACGGCGGGUGGGCUGAGCAUCGCUUUGCGGGGUGCAGGCCGGGACGGGAACUCAGCGGAGGGGCGGAGUUGUCCGGAAGAAACCUUAAGACGUCCUGGCCCGACAGCUACCUGCUCCACAGGAGGGAAAGAAGGGUCCGACCGAACUUGAGCACCGCGGCAGAAUCCGGGCUGGAGCUCAGCUCGCAGGCCCACCACCGGCUUGCUUUCCCUUCACCAAGUUUGCAGCCUGGAGGAGAGGUGAGGACAGGCGCGCAGAGAUUCAGUAGGGCUGCUGAUUUUCAUUCAAAGCUAAUUUCGUGUAAGAUGUUAGGAAUAAUUUUUUAAAUUCCUGUGACUAGUAAAUGAAUUUCAUUCGCUGUAUCUUAAAAAUGAUACGGUUGAGAAAGAAAAAAAAAGUUGCACACCCACUCUUCUCUUUAAAGCAAAGUACGAAAACGACUGAGCAGUUAAGAUUUUUGAUGUCUGAGAUGAAGAGAGUGUGGGAGGCAAGCGGCACAGUUAAAAACGUGUAGUCCACCCAAACAGAAAGACGGGAAUUGAAUUGAGGCUUUGCUGCUUACCAAGAGGUCAUCUUGAAUUGAUUAUUUGACCUUUCUGAGCCUCAUUUUCCUUAUUUGUUAAACAGGGUUAAAAGUACUAAUUUGAUAGGACAUGAUGAGGAUGAAUCAGGUAAUGCAUACAAAGUGCUUGCCUGGUACAGGUGGGUAGGCACUAAAAAUAGUAAUUUCUUCCUCUUUUCCUCGCAAGUGUAACUCAUUGUUUGGGGAAGAGGGGAAUCAAAUUUAGUCAACUGGAAGAGUUACUAAAGAAAGAUGAUUUAUUUAAACAUGUGUCUUUUUUUCCCUUGAGACGAUGGAUCCCCAGUGGGUUGGCUUCUGCUGUGAGGAUUGUUCAGUGAGCCAGGGGCAGUGCCAGGAUCUGAAAUCAAAGCUGAAGGCAAUGCCCAGGAGGCCGCAAGGUUUUUUGGUAUUUAGCCCAGUCUCACCCAAACAAGUUGGGUUUUAGCAUUAUGAGAUACAGACCUACAUGGAAAUUGAAAAUGAGAACUGAAUAUGCAUUUUUAAACACCAAUUACAAACUAACACAUAUGGGUAAUACUAAUAUUUAUCAAAUUCUAACUAUGUGCUAGGUGCUGUUAUAUAGGCUUUACAUUUAUUUUUCCCAUCAUCUUUAUAAAGUAAAUAUUAUUAUCAUCCCCUUUUACAGAUAAGGAGACUGAGGCAUACAGAGAUUAACUUUUACCAGGCUGCUAAUUUAGUCAGUGGUGAAGCUAAUAUUCAGACCCAAAUGUUUUGGCUCCAGACCUGGUCUCAUUCACUGCAUUGUGCUCUCCUCAUGCACUUAACCAUGUGUCUUACCAGAAAUCAGUACAUAGCAUCCUCAAAGGUUGGGUCUGCAUUUCAUUGUAGUGGUAAUGAGGGGGAAAAAAAUGAAGAAGAAGAAGACAAAUGGAGUAGGAGUUUGGUAUAAAAGCAUUUCCCCCUCAAGAACCCAAGAGAGUCAUUGAGCUAUGUGCCAACAGUCUCAUGCUUCUCAGCUUCUAAUUCAUCUUUGCCCUGAACUGUGAUAUUUAGAACUAGAACCUGUAAACAUUGCUUUGUUCUCAACCCAAUGCUAGGACUUGUCAAUAGAAGGUGCUAGAGGGACACUGCCUAAAAAAGGGGGGCCUCUUCUUUUCUUCUUGCUCCUGUGUGGUCAGUGGGUGGCUUUCUGGCCUGUGGUGUGCAAGAGAUCAGUGUUUCACAUCAUUAGGUAAGUUUGGCUGACUCCCCAGUGUGUGGCUUCCCAAUAAGCCAUGCUGGCCUCCCAAUGGGUGCAUUCCUAGCAAGUUUCACUGGCACCCCAGCUGGUGGUUCCCUCACCAGCCCAGACUGUGACACCUAAUGAAUUUCAUUGCCAUAGGUUGGGUGACAGCCACAUUAUCUCCAGUAAGGUCUGUGUCUCUGGCUUGGUAGCAUAGAGGACAGGGAUGAGAGCAUGGUUCUUCUAAGUUAUUACCUAAGUUAUUGGGUACUUUCCCACAGCCCCAGAAGUACUGGCUGCUCCCUAAACCACUACUCCUGUGUUUGUUAGUAAUCUCCUCGCUUAGUAGUCAGUCUCCUUUUACUAGUUAAUGCUUUAUAUUAGCUUUUCCCAGUUUUAGUGAUGGUGUUAUUUCUGUCUCCUGCCUGGAUCUUGACCACUACAGGUGUAAAAGGGUCUUGUAGAACCCUGAGGAGAGCACCAUCUGGGGACUCAGAAAUUGGGAUCCUGCCUUUAGCCAUAUAACCUUGAUUAAAUCACAUAGCCUCUCAGAACUUGUUCCCUCAUCUGUAAAAAGGUGAUGAUUUAUGUGACAAGGUUGUGUGAGUAUCAUGUAAAAUUUAAAUGUACUGAAAUGUGGUAGCAAAAAAGAAGAUGGGUAUAUUUUCUUUAAGAAAAAAAAUUUACAUGUAUUCUGAGGACUUGUUGGGUUGUUUCCUAGGAGUGAAAAAACAGCAUUUUCUGUCAGAUACAAUGUCAUCAAAUAAAUUGUCGAUCAGUUGACUUUGCUAACUUGCAGAGAUGAAAGCAAAUAGUUGUGAGUCCUUAGUUGUUCAGGUUUACAGCACUAUGAAAAGUAUGACUGAAAUAACAAUCAUUUUGAAAUGCUAGAUUCAGACUAAUUUGAUUAUCUUCUCUUCUGGAACCCUUCACAUUUGCUUUAUUUCUUCUUGUCUGCUUUACCCUUUCUGAGUUUGAUACCUGUGUCAAGAAUGAAUUUUUUCAUUGCUGACACUCUUUGUGCAGAACAUGGCACUGGAUAUUGCAUUCUAUUAAAAAAGAGUUUGGGAAUCUUAAAAGCUGAAGAAAGAAAAGCAUUCCUACCCCCUUGCACAUUCUCUGGCACAAUGUAAACGCUCAGCAGAAUUCUACCUAAUAACAGAUAUGUCCAAAGUAACAGCAUAUAAAAUUUCAUUAUGUGACCACCACCUUAAUAUGAAUUUUUAUCUUCAGUAUGUAAUGAUUAUCUCUUUACACAUAUACUAAUGUCUUAAGGAAUGGAAUGAAAAAGAGCACUUACUGAUGAAGAAAAGACAGAAUAUGCUUAGUAGUGAGGCUGAGGUUAAGAAAAGAAGCCAGAUUCUUCAAGAGCUUGGGACAGGGUCUGAGAGGUGGUAUUGGUGGUAAUAAUGGCAAUGGAGGAUAAACUUGACACGCUCCAUAGUUUGUCUGUGAUCAUUCCUGUUAUUAAACCUCCUUUCACUUCUGCUUCAGUAUUCACACACAAAUAUACUAAUCCAUAUUUAUAAGGUAGAUUUACUUAGCAUAAUACCAAGCUUCUCAGACUUUUCUAUCAAAGUAUCUCUCAACAAUGAUAUACUUACCCCACCCCCAGCCAAGAGUAAUCUUAUUUGACGUCCUCCACUUUUAUCUAAAAAUUCAUAUGAAUUUUCUGCUCUGUAAUAGGUUCAUAUUUAUAUGGAUAUUAAAUAUGAUUUUUCUCCCAAAACAUUGCCUAAAAGAUGUUCCAGAAGGAUUUGCUAUGUUUAUCUGCUGGUUUCUUAGCCCAGCCUGGUGACUCCAUGGGUAUCUAUAGCUUAAGUCCAGUAACUAGAUAUGCAAGCCCAAGUCCUAGAAAGAGAAUUUGGACUGCAAAGAUAGAUGUGGGCACACUUUGAAACCUUGGCUCUUCAGCCUUACCCAGCACUGUGCAAAAUGUGAGAAGAGAAAAACACUCAACUCCAGUUUACAAAAUCUUUUGCUAGGCAGAGAAGAGAGGAAAGAUCAGGGAAAAAGACUAUAUUCCAAAGAAAGGAUUGAAUGUUGAGAAAUCAAGCUUCUUGAAGUUAGUGAGAGGAAAGUUUAGGGCUUAGAUGCCUCCAAACACUUGCACAGAACUGCAUAUUUCAUUGGUAUUUUAUCAAAUUACAUUAUAGUGCUAAUUCUCCUUACCUGAAAAUCUCAAAUAUUUUGAUGAUGGUAACUUUUAGAUUUAUAUCAAUUACAUUUGUAUGGAAGGGUCAGAACUGUUUCAUUUUGGUCUAGAAUUAAUGUCCAUUGAUUGUGUUUCUGCAUUUCAUAGAACCAUCUUAUUUUUCAGUAUCAGUUAUAUGAUUGGGAUAGAAUAUAUGGUCUAAUGUCUGUAAUGCAGGAACUUCCUCUCAAAUAGUACUGUCAAUUAGUCACCUAGCCCUGUGCAAAAAGAUGUGGGGACAGGUAAAAUUUGACUACUUAAGUGUGAGGGUAUUAGAUCAUUUUAGUUGCUAGAAAGUUCUGAAUGAUGUGACUUUGGUCUUUAUAAAGCACCUGUUUGUGUGAAGUUCCUGGACCAUAUACUAUAUACAAAUUGGGGGAAGAGAACUGCAAAAACAUUUAACUAAUUGAUUCACCUUAACUACAGAGUUGACAAUGUAUGGAGAAAUUUGACCAGCUCAAUAAAUGAAACCAUUAUAAUA